CCCUCCAUAGAUCCCGUCAUCACCUCUCUCGUUCUCUCCUCUCGUCUCCCUAGUCCAACCCGCGCCUCGUUCUCUCCGCCGCCGUCCCCCUCCAUUCCUCCGCCACCGCCACCCGCAUUCCACCAAAACCCACCCUCCUCCCGUCCCCUUAUAAAUAAAUACGCAUACAUAUACACGCCAGUACCACCAGCUGCCUCUCCGCCCCCCAGAUCUCGAACUACCUAGUCUGCAAUGGCGGCCGCAUCGUCGCUGCACGUCGCCGCUCCGGCCGCCACCCCGCGCGUGGGAUCUGCCGGCCGCAAAUCCUCCUCCCCAGCGGUGAGGAGCGUGCGCGUGGCCAGAUCGGGCGCCGAAGCGCGGCCACGCGGCAGGCUGGUGUCCUGUGGCGCCGUUGCAACCAAGGCUGAUGCGCCGGCGACCGCGGGGGCAUCCAAGUCUGACGGGCAUGAGGUCUUGCUGUUCGAGGCUCUUCGUGAGGGUUUGAUGGAAGAGAUGCAAUCAGAUCCGACAGUGUGUGUCUUUGGUGAAGAUGUUGGUCACUAUGGAGGUUCUUACAAGGUGACCAAGGGUUUGGCUGAUAUGUUUGGAGACCUUCGAGUCCUUGAUACACCUAUUGCUGAGAACUCGUUCACCGGCAUGGGAGUUGGAGCAGGAAUGAAGGGGCUGAGGCCUGUUAUUGAAGGCAUGAACAUGGGCUUCCUUCUCCUUGCUUACAACCAAAUUUCAAACAACUGCGGCAUGCUUCAUUACACCUCGGGUGGCCAGUUCAAGAUACCAGUUGUGAUCCGCGGUCCUGGUGGUGUUGGUCGUCAGCUCGGUGCAGAGCAUUCACAGCGUCUAGAGUCAUACUUCCAGUCAAUCCCUGGCCUCCAAAUGGUUGCUUGCUCUACUCCUUACAAUGCUAAGGGUUUAAUGAAAGCUGCCAUAAGGAGUGAGAACCCUGUUGUGCUAUUUGAGCAUGUCCUUCUGUACAACCUGAAGGAGAAAAUUCCUGAUGAGGAGUAUGUGCUAUGCCUGGAGGAGGCUGAGAUGGUACGGCCUGGGGAACAUGUGACCAUCCUCACAUAUUCACGUAUGAGGUACCAUGUGAUGCAGGCUGCAAAGACCCUAGUAAACAAAGGGUAUGAUCCUGAGGUGAUUGACAUCAGGUCGUUGAAACCAUUUGAUCUUCACACAAUAGGCAACUCCAUUAAGAAGACCCACCGUGUGCUGAUUGUGGAGGAGUGCAUGCGUACGGGUGGGAUUGGCGCCAGUCUGAGAUCAGCCAUCAUUGACAACUUCUGGGACUACCUAGAUGCCCCUAUCAUGUGCUUGUCAUCACAGGAUGUUCCAACCCCGUAUGCCGCGACUUUGGAGGAUGCAACCGUUGUGCAGCCUGCACAGAUUGUUGCUGCUGUUGAGCAAAUAUGCCAAUAGCCAUCUGUUUCAGUACUGUCAAGCUAUAUGUAUCCUGCCUUUCAUUCGUUAUUUUUGCAUGUAGCGAGGUGUUCAUUGUGGGUAUAGGCUCUUAGCCGUUUUAUUUGUAUUUGAGUCGUGCAUUAGCUACUGCAUGGACAUGGUCCAAGUGUUCCGUUUCUGCAUUGUAUAACUCUUGAAUGAUAGGGUUUGAACAUGUGUUUGCAUGAUGUAUUUUCUUUUAAACGAGCUGGGCAUGUAUACCUGUUUUAGUACAAUAGUUGCUAUGGCCAGUAUGAUAUGAUUUUGUCA
Brachypodium distachyon (stiff brome) is the source of this 1707-nucleotide messenger RNA. Its product is annotated as pyruvate dehydrogenase E1 component subunit beta-4, chloroplastic. NCBI's taxonomy places the organism in Eukaryota, Viridiplantae, Streptophyta, Magnoliopsida, Poales, Poaceae. The transcript is spliced from 4 exons. The record is from RefSeq and is a predicted model, not a curated record. Gene Ontology annotation, biological process: pyruvate decarboxylation to acetyl-CoA. Gene Ontology annotation, molecular function: pyruvate dehydrogenase (acetyl-transferring) activity. Bases 232 to 1416 code for a protein of 394 amino acids.